UGAACGCAUGCGUGCUGCUUUUAAAAGCCACACUGGAGGAAAAUCCGCGCUGGAAUCAUGAAUCGGACGCGUUUGGUUGUCGGGAGCAGGAGUUCAGAGGAGAGGGCAGUUUCACCAACAGGACCGUGAUGUAAAUAUUCGGGUUUUAUUUUUUUUUUUGUGGUUCAGGUCGUGGCCUGCUUGUUAGAUCUCUCCCUCCUUCCUCCUCCUCCUCCUCCUCCUCUUCUUCUUCUUCAUCCUCCGUCCUGAAUCUCAUGCCCGUGAUGGCUGAUGAGCAGCAGCCCCAGGGACAGCAGCCUCAGCCCGGGUCUCUGCUUCCCACAGCACUGCAGGGAGCAGAGAGCAGUGCACUGCAGCUGAAGAUCAAGAACUCCAUCUGCAAAUCCGUACAAUCGAAGGUGGACAGCAUUUUGCAAGAUGUGGAGAGGUUUACAGACAUUGAGAAACUUUACCUCUACCUCAGGCUGCCCUCGGGCCCCAGCAGCAGCGGCAGCGACAAAAUCAGUGAGCAAAGCUGCGUGUCUUCGAGCCGUAUGCAGCAGAUGCACGCGUUCAGCUGGAUACGGAAUCACCUGGAGGAGCACGCAGACACCUCGCUCCCCAAACAGGAAGUCUUCGAUGAGUACAAGAGCUACUGUGACAAUCUGGGCUAUCACGCGCUCAGUGCCGCCGACUUCGGAAAGAUCAUGAAGAAUGUUUUUCCCAACAUGAAGGCGCGCCGGCUCGGCAUGAGGGGAAAAUCCAAAUAUUGCUAUAGUGGCCUGAGAAAGAAGCCUUUCAUUCACAUGCCGUCUCUUCCAAAUCUGGAUGUACACAAAACAGGAGAUGGGUGUGAGGGGUUUGAACCUACCGGGCAGAACUCCAGCGGGGAGGAUGAGAUUCGCUCUGCCGCCUGUGAUCUGGUGUGCGAGUGGGCUCAGAAAGUGCUGAGUCGUCAGUUUGUCAGUGUGGAGGACCUGGCACGCUUCCUGCUUAACAGCCACUACAUCAGCACCAAGUCUGUCGCUGCUCUCACCGUGAUGACAGGAUCCCCUUCAGGGGCCCCAAUGUCUGUUCAGUCGUCUGCGUUCAUGCCCACAACUGAUGCCCACUCAUUCCAGCCUCAGGUCAAAACGCUGACAUCCCCUUCCAUCGACGCCAAGCAGCAGCUCCAGAGAAAGAUCCAGAAGAAGCAGCAGGAACAAAAACUUCACUCCCCACUUCCUCCUGAAGCUCAGGGCAGGAGGGCAGAAGGGGUCACUACUCCUUGUGCAAGCACAGGGAUCCCAUGUGGAAGCCCUGCCCUACUUUCACCGCAGCCCACCAUCGGCAUCGUGGUAGCCACAGUUCCUAGCCCAGUUACGGUUCAAAGAAGCAGACAGUUGAUGUCUCCCAGCCCAGUUCCUGUGGCAACAGCAGAAAGCAAGGUGCUCCCUGUCAAUUUUCAGGUGGUCACCCAAUCGGUGCAGCCUGUGAACCGAUGUCCAAAGACCCCUCAGAAUGUCCCUGCAAGUCCCGUUGGUGAUCGUCCCGCUCGCCAUCGCUACGCCCAAAUCCUGCCUAAACCAGCUACAACUAGCGCAAUCACGCUACGUUCACCUCCUGCGCUCCUUAUCACCAAAAGUUCCAUCAAAACUGUCAUACCAUCACCCAAGGACAGCUCUGUCAACAUUGUGAAAAUGACGGCCAUAUCUCUGGGGCCCAGCACCAGCACCACCAGCACUGCUGCCACCACAGCUAGGCCUGCCUCUGCUGGAAUAACCAGCCGUGGUGAUGACCUCCAACCUGUUACGCGUGUCCGUAGUGGCUCCAUUGCUGCAAUGCCGACAUUAUCAAUGCCAGGACAAACAACCACAACACCAGCGGUCAAUAUCAAUUUGGAUGUUGCUGAUGCUGUAGCGCGAGCUAGAGAAGCUCAAGGUGGGACAACUGGUGGGGGUGUGCAAGUAGAAGGAGCACUCAAACCCAGAGCUGCAAGUGUGCCUACACCUCUAGCUAAAAUCUCUGCAGAAUUGGACAGGCAAUCAGGGAACAAAUUUAAUGGUCUUAUGCUCCCUGAUGGAGGCAAUUUGGCUGCUGGCAGCAAUAAUAAUCCCAUUGAAAGCACUUUGUAUCAGGACAUAGCCAAUCAGAGUUCCAGUAGUGCUCCAACAACAAGUAAUAGCGCAUUUAUGACACCACCCAAGGAUGCAGAGCUGGCAUCUCCAUGCCCUCGCAAAAGACAAGGUUUACACCCAGAUUCAAGUCUGACACCUGUCAAAAAGAUUUACAUUUCUGAGGGAAAUGAAGAUGCAAAAUUGGCUAUGAAAAUUGCAAUGAAGAGUGUUUCCAGGUCAGACAUUCCUGUUGAACCAGAAAGUGAACUUUCUUCAGCUGCAGGAAAAGUUAUGGUGAAACUUAGUUCCAGUGCUCCUACUCGUAUCCUUGCAUUCUCUGAUAGUCCAGUUGGAAAUACUGGCUUCCAGGCUGUCAGCAGUUCCCAAAGCAUCUUGCAGGGACAAUGGGAAGUGUCCUCGUCUAAUGUAAAAAAUAUCACUACUGGUACCACAGCUGUGAGUGCCCCUUGCCAGGAUUGUCAGGUCAGGAAUACAAGCUUUCAGACCUUUAACAGACCACAAAGUGUUUCCCAAGGCCAGUGGGAAGGGUCUCUAUCCAAUAUGAACAGCAAGCCAAUAGUUACUCGCACUGUUAGCGCCCCAGGUCAGGCAUUGCUACAGCAGCAUGCAAACAAAAAUACCCAAUUCAUGCAGGUAGGUUCGGAUCAGUCCAGCUCCUCUGCAGUUUGUGAACUGAAUGCUGUGCUUCGGAAUAAUGAGCAGCAAGAUGCGAAUCAGCAACAAAUUUAUUCUCAGCAGGGGACAGUAAUAAACAAGCAAAUGUCCAGUUCUGUUAUGGAGCCUCCUGUGAUGACUCGACCUACUGCCACAGGCCAGCUGGUGCAGAUGACUACUGAUAUGGUGGAACAUGUCUCAUCUCAGCCCCAUGUGGGUUACUUUCCAUUUAAUGAUGAUGACAUGACUCAGGACAGUAUCGUAGAGGAAUUAGUUCAGAUGGAGGAGCAGAUGAAGAUGAACAGUUCCAUGCAAAGCUUUGAUGGCUGUGAGGAUAUGGCCCUGCAAAGUCAACAGGCUGCCUUGCAGAACAACAUGAUAUCCAGUCACCAGGCCAGCACUUCUUGCUACAACUUGGCCAACACUAGCAGCACACCUAUCCACACCCCUACCCAAGGUGCAGAGAUGAUAGGAAUGGGGCAGGGAUUGACCCGUGAGAGCCCCUGCUCACAUUUUGCCCCCACCACCCCUGUUGACAGUGCUCUGGGAAGCAGCUGCCAAACCCCAAUUGGAACACCACACUCAAACUGCAGUAGUGGUGUUCCGCCCAGUCCUGUUGAGUGUAGGAACCCAUUUGCCUUCACUCCGAUCAACUCCAGCAUCACAAGUUACCAUGAUGGCAGCACUAUCUCGUCCAGUCCUGUCAAGCCCAUGCAAAGACCAAUGGCCACCCACCCAGAUAAAGCUAAGCUGGACUGGAUGAAUAAUAACUACAACAGCAGUAGUAGUAAUUCCAAUAGUGGAAUUAGUAUUCUGCCCAACUAUCAGAAUCUGGUGGAUAACCAGUUCAGGAAACCUCAUGCUUUUGCUAUUCCUGGCCAGACAUAUCCAUCACCAGUCAGGCACCAUGACAUGCACAUAAGUCGCUUGACACCUAUUUCGCCAGUCCAGCAGCAGGUGGCUAGCAUGGUAAACCUUAAUAAACAGGAGGGAUUUGCUGUUCCAGCCCCUCUUGAUAACAAAACCAGCACUUCCUCCUCUGGAUCAUUCCGCUGCCGCAGUGUCAGUCCAGCAGUCAGGCAGCGCAACCUGAGUGGAACCCCAAACCCCAAUGUCCGCCGUUAUGUGGUCUCUCCUUUUAAUUCACAAGUGACACCAGAGGUGCUGAAUAUCUUUGCUAAUACUCAAGCAAAUACUAGCGUUAGCAGCAUGGUGCAGAGGAGUCAAUCUGUGCCACUUAAUGUGAUGAUGCAGACAGAAGUUUUGCCCAUGCAAGCUGGUGGGCAGACAAGUAACACUAAAAACAUUACCAGUGUCCUGCUCAACAAGAUGGAUGGUGAUGGAGACAAUGUGGUACGUGGACUUGGCAUGAACAAUAUGCCAUCCAGUUACACUGCUCGCAUGAACCUCUCACAAAUCCUGGAAACGACCGCUGCUUCUGGUUUCCCUGCCGGUGCCAAUCACCAGGCUAUGAUUUCGCCUGGCUCCUCAGCUUACAAAUUUACAAAGCCUGCUUACCUCAUGAAGAACAAUGGAGGGGAGCAAAUAAGCUUCUCAGCAAGGGAGGCCCAAGGGCAGUUAGUCUCAGAAGAGAAGAAGCAGCUGUCUGAAGAGCAGCAAAAUCAGGCCUUGAUGGUUCCACCACAGCAAGACCUCCAGCAGCAUCAGCACCAGCAGUCUUUCCUUUUCAAUACCACUGAUAAAGACCUGUUAGAUGAAGACAACUUGAACACUGUGUCACAGCUUCCAGGCCAGGCAACCGAACUUGGUGCUGGAGUUUCAGAGUUUCCUGGUGAUAUGCAACUGACCUCUGAACUCUCCAGUAGCAUGAAUGAUUUAAACUCUUUAGAUGCAAACCUUCUCUUCGAUCCAGCAUCAAGUCAGCAGCAAGUCCAGUAUGAAGAACCAACACUGGAGGAACUAAAGAAUGACCCGAUUUUCCAACAGAUUUGCAGUGAGACUGUGAAUUCUGCUGGCUUUGACUGGUUGGAGAGCAAGGACCAGGCAACAGUGGAAAUGUUGGGUUAACCUGUAGCUUGAUUUGAUAACUAAUUUUUUUUUUUUUUUCUGUAAGUGGGUUUUAACAGAAUUUGUCUAAAGUGUUUACACAAAGCAGUGUUGCAGCGAAUUGCUGGGCUCAGUUCCUGGGUUGAACAGAAAUUAUCCCUUUUCUUUCCCUCAGAAUACUGGUUCUUUUUCCAAAAUUGUUCAGUGCACCUCUGUUCAAACAUGUUGAAUUUCUCUCCACACAUGUUCAAAUAUCGGAAAGAGAAAUUAACCAGUGUUCUAGUGUCUCAAAGAAAAUGGUUUGUACUGUUUCCAAGAAAUUCUGUGAAAUUACAAAUUGAAUACUUUUACAGUUUACCAAAAAAACAAGGGAUGUUUCUGCACACCUUGCAGGCAAGGUAUCUUUGUGUAAAUAAAAUUAAAACAUUUUUUUUACGCUUGCUUCUUAAUGUGUAACAAACUUCUGUUAAGACUUCGAGCUGUCUGAUGUACUGUGAUACAUUCAGUCAUUUUUUUCAGCUUUGCAAAUAUGUGCUUCCAGGUGCGUAAAUUGAUAACACGAUAGUAAUGAAUAAAUAAAUGUAUUACCUUAAAGGGUGGGAAUAUAACAUAUGGGAAGAUUAUACCUGCUGUCUUUUAUAUAUUGAAAAGCUUUCAUAUAUAUGUUAACAUAAAAAACAUUAAAACAUUAAAUAUGGCAAUUGGCACUUAAACAUAUACAGUGCAAAAUUUAAUGACUUUUAAAGUCCAAAGAUGAACAGUAUUGGCUUUGUAGUAAUAAUUGGCUUGUUAGUCAUUGUAAAUGAAUUAUUUCUUUGUAUUCGUGUAUAUUACUUUAAAUUUUCCCUAAUUUUUAUCUCAGGGUUCCCCAAGUUCUAGCUGAGGGAUUAAAUUCAAUAAAUGAUGCAUAUAACCAGAAGGGUUUUAACAGCAACCGUUAAAAGGCUGGAAUAUUUGCACUAACAGUCACAGUUUGUGUAUUUGCAAACGUGUUACGGAAAUCCAAGCUGCCUUUUCCUUUUGAAGGCACGAAAGACAGUUGUUUAAGAGAAAAGUUAAGGGCAUAUUCUUAAAGACACCGGAGCAUGAUGAACAUGACUGUUGUCCAUUUUAGUGUGUGCACUCACUAUAUUUUUCAAAAACCUUUAAAACUAAUAACUAACUUAUUCCUGAUUGUUAAAGAGUACAGCCCUCUUGAGUAGCAAAUCCAAAUUUAGAUCUUGUUUAAGAUUAAAAGGAAUUUAAAAAAUGUCAGUAAGAGAUUUUAUUCAGGAUCUGAUUAGUCUAUAGAUUUUUCUAUCUAUGCAUUUUUAAAUCAGUUGAUCUGCCACUUUUUUGGUUUAGUGGGAGUUUUUGUUCCCUUUUUUUGUAAUCGAAUACAUAAACUUUACAUUUUUAUGAACCUUCUUACAUCUUCAAUGUUUUGCAAAAAAAAAAAAAUUCAUUUCAAUCAAAAAGAUUGAUUUGUCAUUGUAAGAAGUGCAAUGCUUUGCUGAAUAUUUUUAAAUGUUAAAACUCGUGACUUAAUUUUUUUGGUUUAGUUACUAUCCUUGCACUAUUACAGAUGAAAUAUAUUAAAUAACACAGGACAAGUACCACUAUGUCAUGGGUUAGAACUUAAGCUGAGAAUUUGAGCAAGUCAUAGCUAACAAAAUUAUUGGGCUCAAAUAAUAACGUAAUGUUUUUAUACAGUAUACAGUGGAUUUUGUAGAAUUGGCAUGUUGCUAAUUUUCUUGCGCCUGAUGCAAAAACACAAUAUCAAUUUGUGACGAGGUUUCCAUAAUACAUCUCAGCCUUACUGUCCCUCCAUACCAAAGAAAAUCUCUGGAAUUUGAGGGGAUUUUUUUUAUUUGAAAUUUUAUACCCUUUUUUAUCAUAAUUCGAAAAUUUGAAACAUUUGUUUGUUUGUUUUUGGGGCAUUUUUGUAAGCACUCAGUUGUUUUUGUAAUUUGUAACAUGCGAUCUGUCAUGUAGCACUGAAACUUUUGCUAAAAGAAUGUUUAAAAAUCACACUACUGGUAUAAUUUGUAAAAAAAAAAAAUAUAUAAAUGUAGCAGUGCAGAAGACUGUUAAUAAUCCACUGAUUUUAAGCUUUUGUAUAUAUUCAACUAGUAUGUGAGAAAUCACAGGCACUGUUUAAUGUUGUUGCUGUAGUUGUUGUCGUCGUUGUGGUUAUUAAACUGUUAAACUUGUAUUUAUCAGAAACCAGCAAAUGUGCAACCUGCCUGAGGAAUUAGUCCUCAUGUACAAAAAGCUAACUGCAUGUGUUCCUAUGUAUUUAGUUUUGUAUUUUUUUUUAUUUGUUUUUUUUUUUUAUUGUUUGUUUAUGCUCUGUAUUUUAAGAACAAUGAGAAAACACCGUGUAUGAUUAAAGAUGUUAUGUCAGGUUACAUAUUUUUCUGUAAUGGACAGGGAUUUGAAUCUGGAAAUCCAACAUCUUAAAUUGGUCAAAGCUUUAGAGGUUCAUUAUUACUGUAACACUAACUUUCUUCUUCAGGAUAAUAAAAAAAGACUCCAAAAUAUUACUCUAAUAGUUUUUAAAACCCAAGCUUAAAAGAUUAAAUCAAAAAAAGUGAUCAGAAUAAAACCCAAAAUAUCAUCCCAGUGUGGUUAAUAUAACACGGGGGAAAUUCUUUGCUUACUUUUUCUCUGUACAUUUUUAAAAGGUUUGUUUGUUUUAUGAUUUUUUUUUCUCUUUAUCUUUAUAAAAUAUAUGUAUGACGUUUCUUUCUUCUUUUUUUUUAUUAUCAAUGUAGCCAGUGUUUAUAUGAUCAUAGGCCAGAACUGUGGUUAUUAUUCUGUGAUCUAAGACCUAUUAUCUUUACCUUUGUGGUGUUAAACCCUGUACAUCAGACUUGCUUCAUAAAGUUGCUAUGACAUUUGGAAAGUUUUUUUUUUCUUCUCUUUCUUUUUGCAUUGAAAGUGGUCACUGAUUUAUUUUAGGUGACUAAUAAACAUUUUGUAAAGUAUCA
Pangasianodon hypophthalmus (striped catfish) is the source of this 7729-nucleotide messenger RNA. RefSeq names its product regulatory factor X7a (gene rfx7a). Gene Ontology annotation, biological process: regulation of transcription by RNA polymerase II. The record is from RefSeq and is a predicted model, not a curated record. The coding region runs from base 255 to 4778 and encodes 1507 amino acids. The transcript has 9 exons. Gene Ontology annotation, molecular function: DNA-binding transcription factor activity, RNA polymerase II-specific; RNA polymerase II cis-regulatory region sequence-specific DNA binding. NCBI's taxonomy places the organism in Eukaryota, Metazoa, Chordata, Actinopteri, Siluriformes, Pangasiidae.